Messenger RNA from Dufourea novaeangliae, 2373 nucleotides. RefSeq lists its product as uncharacterized. Bases 183 to 2303 code for a protein of 706 amino acids. The record is from RefSeq and is a predicted model, not a curated record. NCBI's taxonomy places the organism in Eukaryota, Metazoa, Arthropoda, Insecta, Hymenoptera, Halictidae. Gene Ontology annotation, cellular component: nucleus. Gene Ontology annotation, biological process: regulation of transcription by RNA polymerase II. The transcript has 8 exons. Gene Ontology annotation, molecular function: RNA polymerase II cis-regulatory region sequence-specific DNA binding; DNA-binding transcription factor activity, RNA polymerase II-specific.
UCCACCGUGAUCUCCUCUUUGCUCGGACGAGCUUGGACGUCACUAACUUAUUUAUACCAUAAUAUUAUACUUAUACUGUGCUUGUACUCUUCCUACUUUACGUGAAUCCUUACUUUAACAAUAAUUGAUUUGACAUUCAAUGAUCUAAGUAUAAUCAGUAAUCAAGAGCUAAGUUUUCAGAAAUGGCUACAGACACUUCAAAUACAAAUGCAAAGCUUUUACAACAUCAUGAAAAUAAAAACAUAGAAGUAAACAAUAUAUUAAAUAAUGAUUUGAAUAGUAACACUGAACAAUCUGAAGAAACACAUAUUAAUAUAGAAUGCAUAAAGGAAGAAAAUGAAAAAACACCUACCAAAAAACACAAUGGUAACAUAAAUUUACAAAUUAAUAGCAGUAAUAAUAAAGAAAAGACAAACUUAGAAAGUUAUAAUAAUAAUCAUAAAGUAACAUAUAACACCAGAAGCUCCUUAAUAAGGAUUCGUAAAAUGGAAGAUUUAUGUAAAACUCCUGAGAAAGAUAUCGAUUUAAAUGAAUCAAUUGACAUAAAAGACAUUAAAAUAGAAGGUACAUACACUUCUGAAAAAUUUAGUCCUAGCAUGUUAAUCACCAAUUCAGUGGAAUCUAAUUCUAUGACAAUUAAAGUUUUACAAGAAUCACCAACGCCAAGUAAAAAAAGAAAACAUCUUGAGGAAAAUAACACACCUAAUAAACAAAAAAAAAGAAAAAGUAGUGACAGUGAAGAUUAUUAUCAAUUACCUGUUACAUUGAAGACAGAUUUAUAUGAUAAUACUCCAAACGAUAUGGAACAUAUUGUUAUGUUACAUGACCUGGAUUCUGUGAUGGAUUUUGAAGAUACUAAGAUACCAAGUUUCUUAUCAUCCGGAAGUAAUGAUAUGGAGAAUAAAGAAAAUAUGGAAAUAUCAAAAGAUCCUCAAGUUGAUCCCCUUCUUAUUGAUAAUAAUGAGCUGAAGGAUGCUGUUACUGAGAAUAUAAACAUAAAACAAGUAAAUAAAACAGUUAAAUCCAUACAUAAUUCAAGAGCUGGAAGAAAAAAAGUAACUGAUAGUAAUAACUGUAUCAAAUAUACGAGACAAACAAAAUUGAGUUGCGAGAAGCGUAAUAACACCCAUAACAGAAUAAAAACUGAAUUAAAAGUAUUAAAUAGUCCAUCAGGCACAGAAGAUGAAGAAAUUUCUGAAAGUGACAGACAGAGACUGUAUGAUUUAAAAGUACAAAUAAUGCACAAUAUACCACCGCAACACAAAAUAGAACGAACAGCAGGUUCAAGGGCAUUGACGAAAGCAGAGAAACAAUUAUUUUUAGAAUAUACACUAUUAAGAAAAGGUGUUUUUUUACCUCGUGAAGAUAAACUUAUCAUAGACAAUUGGAAAGAAUUCUGUAAAGUUCAUAAUUGGAAUCCUAAAAUUGUAAAACCAUUUCUUUACAUGAAAUAUGGCCCAAGAUAUUCUAUUAAAAGUACAGAAGACAGACAAAAAUUCGUUCAGUUUUUAGCGAAUGGGUUACCGUGGAGAUCACUCUACAGUGUACAUCAAAGAUUUAAGAAUAUAUUUGAAAAGUGUGAAAAGCCUUUUAAGAGGUACACUUCAGCAGAAGAUGAAAAAAUUUUAUUAUACAUGAAGAAGAAACAAAGAAACAAAAGUAAAACAAACAAAAAGUUUACUAAACUAGCACAAAUAUUAGGUCGUAAGACGCGUUCAGUUCGGGUACGUUAUAAACUGCUUAAACAAAUGCAAAAAAGCCAUACAGGAAGACCAAUAUCAGAAGUUAAGUGGACAUUACCAUUAAUUAGUAUAUUUUUGAAAGCUUUUUUGGAUGUUACAUUAUCUGAAGAAGUGAGAGAAUUGAAAAAUGCUAAAAUUCCAAAACUAAUUUGGAUGAAAUUAGAAGAAAAACUAAACAUAGACUAUGAGGUAUUACAAAAAUUUUGGAUACAUCAGCUGCAUAUGCAAUUGUUUUGCCCAGAACCCAUUUACUUAAGUGAUAUAAAAAUAAAAUUAAUUGAAUAUGUUUAUGGAAAAGGAAUUUCAAAUACUCGAGAAAUAACGUGGCCAAAUGUGGCGAAAUAUUUUGAGGGGGUUACUACCAUCUUUCUGUGUAAAAUAUUUUGUCAUCUUGUACAUGCAGCUACUGUGAAAACACGCAAAACGAACUUUCUUGAAAUUAUGGAAUAUCUAUAUCAUUGCAAAAUACAUGAUAUACACAAUAGUUCCACUGACAGAUUUCUCCCUAGACUUUCUUAUGAUAAGGGACAGGUUACGAUUAUAGAUGAAAAUAUAGAAUAAUAAUUUAAUUCAAAUGAUAAAAAUCUAAUGUAUAUUAUCACAUAAUUUAUUAAAUCUCGAAAAUUUUCCA